UGUUCAGUUCUUCGGCCGGGGUCCUGAGAGGAACGUUGUCUCAAACAACAAUUUUCGGUCGAAUUAUUUUAUUUAGUUUCGUUUAAUUCAAUUGCCAUGUGCUUUUAAGUGGCUGUGAACCUGGGACAUCAUUUUAAUUACCAAAUUUUGGUAGGCUGUCAUAAGAAAACACUUAAGAAUUCUACUGUGAUCAAUUGAAUAUCAACCAUGGGUGUGACCGCAGGAAGUAAAAAUCCCACUAGAGAGAAUAGCUUCGAAAUGGACGAGUCGCCCCUCACAAAAUCACAGGAGUUUGAUAAAAUUGAUGUGACUGAAACGAUACCUGAAAAUGGAUUAAAAUCAAACGGAAUAUCUCCAAAGCCCGUUGAAAAAUCUCCAGUAUACCUUGAUGGUCCUGACCAGAUUUUGCCAAGCGAUGUUAUUACUACAACGGAUCCUGCGGGAUGUGUAAAAAUCGAACUUGGAACUCACGGGAUGAGUUCCGCCCCGCCAAUAUCAAUUCCUGGUUUACUUGCUCGCGCUGUGAGAAGACAUCCUGAUGGUGUUGCAUUAGCCAGCAAAAACGAGAAGAACGAAUGGGUCAAAUACACGUACAGUGAAUAUCUUCGAGAGGUCCGUACUGUUGCCAAAGCUUUCCUCAAGCUUGGCUUACAAAGGCACCAUUCUGUCUGCAUUCUUGGUUUCAAUUCACCCGAGUGGUUCAUAUCUGAUGUGGCGGCUAUUUUUGCUGGUGGUCUUGCUUGCGGUAUUUACACAACAAAUUCUGCGGAAGCUUGCAAGUAUUGUGCUGAGAAUUCUCGAGCCAAUAUAAUCGUUGUCCAAGAUAAAAAACAAUUGGAUAAAAUAUUAGCCAUCCGAAAGGAAUUACCACUACUUAAAGCUGUUAUCCAAUAUGAGGGAGAACCAACUGAUGAUGAUGUUUUAAGCUGGAACAAACUUCGUGAAAUCGGCCAAGCUGAAUCUGAUGAACAGUUAGAUUAUGUUUUAAAAACCAUGGGUGUUAAUCAAGCGUGCACUAUUGUUUACACUUCCGGAACUGUUGGAAACCCCAAAGGAGUCAUGUUGUCUCAUGAUAACAUGACAUAUGAUGCUAUGAAUGUUACUGAACGAAUUGGGGAUGUAGAGUCCGGUAAAGAAGUCGUCGUCUCCUACUUACCAUUGAGCCACGUGGCGGCCCAGAUGGUUGACAUUUACUUAACAAUGAUGUGUUCAGCUUCAGUAUACUUUGCGGAUAAAGAAGCCCUAAAAGGCAGCCUAGUUAAUGUCUUGCAAGAGGUGCAACCAACCAGAUUUUUGGCGGUGCCAAGAAUAUAUGAAAAAAUACACGAGAAAAUGUUGAGCAUCGGCGCAAGAAAUGGUGCGGUUAAGAAAUGGCUUGCGGAAUGGGCUAAGGGUCAUGGUCUAAAGCAUACCACAGACUUAAUGAAUGGAAAACCAUCGAAUACUUGGGGAUACUGGUUAUCUUCAAUGUUAAUUUUGGGAAAAAUAAGAGCAGCACUGGGUUUUACGAGAUGUAGAACUUUAGUCAGCGCGGCUGCUCCAAUCUCACCUGAUACCAAGAGUUACUUCAUGAGCUUAGAUAUGCCUAUUAUGGAAGCUUUCGGCAUGUCCGAAUCUGGCGGCGCGCACACUUUGACAGAUUAUAAUAAGUUCAACCUGAACACCGUUGGUUAUACUCUUCCUGGGGUUGAAACAAAAAUAGAUAAACCAGAUCAAAAUGGAGAAGGCGAAAUCUGUAUGAGAGGACGGCAUAUUUUUAUGGGUUAUUUACAUGAAGAGGCUAAAACUGCGGAAGCUAAAGAUGAAGAUGGUUGGUUGCAUUCUGGUGAUAUUGGAAAGAUUGAUGAUAAAGAUUUAAUGUAUAUAACAGGAAGAAUUAAGGAAAUAUUAAUAACAGCUGGUGGAGAAAAUGUACCACCAGUUCAAAUUGAAUAUUUAGUCAAAGCCGAGUUGCCACAUCUUAGUAAUGUCGUCUUGAUUGGAGAUAAAAGAAAAUUUUUAACUAUUCUAGUAACAUUGAAGACUGAAAUGGACAAAGAUUCUGGAGCACCUUUAGAUAAACUUGAUUAUUCUGUGAAAGAUUGGUUAAAAUCAUUAGGUUGCAAAGAUUACAAUACUUUAUCGGAAGUUUUGGAAGCAGGACCUGAACCAAAGUUGAUGCAAGAUAUUCAACAAGGCAUUGAUCGUGCCAAUAAACAUGCUGUAUCAAAUGCACAACGCAUUCAAAAAUUUGUUAUCCUUCCUGCGGAUUUAUCAAUACCCACAGGAGAAUUAGGACCAACGCUUAAGCUAAAACGAAGUGUGAUUACUAAGAAAUAUGCAGAUUUAAUUGAAAAAAUGUAUGCUUAACAUAUUACUUAAUUUUAGGGAAUAUAAAUUUUUAGGUAUAUUUUUUUUACCUUUUAAAUGUAUUAUAUGAUUGUUGUUAAUGUUGAUGAAAUUGUUUAUGAAAAUAAAGAUUUUUUUUAUAUCA
Molecule: messenger RNA, 2473 nt
Organism: Ctenocephalides felis (cat flea)
Lineage: Eukaryota; Metazoa; Arthropoda; Insecta; Siphonaptera; Pulicidae
Product: very long-chain-fatty-acid--CoA ligase bubblegum-like
Exons: 18
Coding region: 208-2349 (713 amino acids)
Cellular component (GO): endoplasmic reticulum; membrane
Molecular function (GO): long-chain fatty acid-CoA ligase activity
Source: RefSeq, a predicted model, not a curated record